AGGACCCAAUUGGGCUCUCCAACCCGUACCCGGCAGGUCUCCCGCCCUGACGGGGUUGGGCAUGCCUCCGCCUCACGCCGCCGCUCCAUCGCCGUCUAUGCCGCCCUUCUCCUCCCCACUCUACAAACAGAAGUCAUGGUCGCCGGACCUACACCGAGACGAGGAAUGGAUGAGGCGGAAGGGGAAACACCUCCACCGUCGCCGUCGGAAGAGCAAAAGCGUCACCGAUGAAGAUAUCAAUGAACUCAAAGCUUGUAUCGAACUAGGCUUUGGAUUCGAUCGUUCUCCUGAAUUGGAUGAUCGCCUUUCAACUACUUUACCGGCGUUAGGAUUCUAUUACGCCGUCAACAAGCAAUAUCACGAUACGAUCUCCAAGUCUUCAUCCAUGUCGUCAUCGUCUUCUUCAUCCAUUUCAUACUCAUCUGCCGUCUCGGAGCCUGAUUUAUCUUCUCCAUGGGGCAGUCCUCACACCAUAAUCAACCGCGGGGAUAAUCCACAUACGGUGAAGACAAGAUUGAGACAAUGGGCGCAAGUUGUUGCUUGUUCGGUUCGGCUAUCAACAUCAUCAACAUCAUCAUCAUCAUCAUCAUCAUCAUCAUGAAAAACAAAUGAAUAUAAAGCAAAGGCAACCAUGGUUAGAUCAAGUAAACCCAUGACUGUAGUUAAAAUGAGUUGAGACCAACCAAAUCAUAUCUAUGUUUGAUAUCUUUAGAUAUUUUCUUGAUUUGAUGAUGUGAACCCAUCAUGUCUCUUGCCUCAAUUUCUAUGUAAAUUUUUGUUUCUUUUGUAUCAUUAUGUCUUGUGUGUAUUUGGUUAAAUUUGUUAUCAUGUUUUGUUGUUUCAUGGUUGUUGAAAACUCUGAUGGUUUUACUAAGUGGGGUCCGUCUCGUUGACUGUAUUAAACUUUUAUUACGAGUUUGUUUCUUGUAAAACGAAACUUUAGAUGUUUUUAUCUGAUUAUAAUGCACUUCCUGAACCUGUUUUC
Messenger RNA from Cynara cardunculus var. scolymus (artichoke), 985 nucleotides. RefSeq lists its product as uncharacterized. Lineage: Eukaryota; Viridiplantae; Streptophyta; Magnoliopsida; Asterales; Asteraceae. The record is from RefSeq and is a predicted model, not a curated record. Bases 62 to 601 code for a protein of 179 amino acids. The transcript is spliced from 2 exons.